AUGCGUAAUACCUCAUCAGGAAAGCCGUUACCUUGGCUGCAAUCUUCCGCGCUCUCUUCCUCUUCCUUCCUCCCUCCCCCGUUCCGAAGAGACGCGCGCUUUACGGUUGGUGAUUGUUACAGCCGCCGUUUCCAGCCAGUCUGGGAGCUGGUCUCUCAGGGGCCUGUUUUCAUUUGCUGGCGGGAGAGUGAAUUGGUGGUGGCUAAUGCCAUCUCCCAAACGUUCCCUUCCCUUCUUGACCCUUGCUGACAAGGAUGAAGAGGCUAAAGGGGAUGCUAAAGUUGAGGAAGAAGAAAACGGCAGAGCCGGAGCUCCUGCGUCCCUCUAGCGAUCCGGCCGUCGAGUUGCCCCUGUCGGCCUGCGCCUCCUCCCUUGCCAGUGACGGCGCCUAUGUGGUACGGAGGAAAGAGUUGGGCCAGCUACAUCGGGCAGCGGUCGACGGGAACAUGGGCGAUUUGUUGCGGCUUGUAUACAAGCAUGACAUCAACGAGCCGGAUAAAGACUCCAGAACACCUUUGCAUCUUGCUUGCGCCAAUGGAUAUACAGAUAUUGUCACUUUCUUGGUAGAUCACAAAUGCCACCUAAAUCUCUGUGAUAAUGAAGGGAGAACUCCGCUAAUGAAGGCUGUGCAAUGCCAGCAGGAAUUUUGUGCAAUUUAUCUGCUUGAGCACGGAGCAGACUCUAAUAUUUUGGAUAUUCACAAUAACACUGCUCUCCACUUCGCUGCCUCUAAUUCUAGCUUAUCUAUAACAAAACAUCUGCUUGAACAUAAAGCUGAUAUUGAAGCACAGAAUGAGGAUGGGAGCACACCUUUAAUUGUUGCUGUCAUUGAAAAUAAUCGAGAAAUGGUAGAGUUUCUUCUGGAAAAAGGAGCUUCUGUACAUGCUACAGAUAAUCUAGGAAGAACUCCCCUGUUGACUGCCGCAGCUGAUAAAAAACGUGAUUUAACAAACAUUCUCCUUCGACAUGGAUCAGAUGUCUUUCAUAGGGAUGGAAGUGGAUGGUCAGCCAAGGAAUAUGGGCUGAAUAGUGGAGAUGCCAUUCUUUUGCAAUACAUAGCUGAAUAUUCCAGCUUGAAAAAUAGAGAAGAGGAUUCUCCUGAUGAUCAGAAAGUCUUGUCUGUAUUGAGCUGCCCAGAAACAGCUGGAGAUGCUGGCAUUAUGUUGGGUGCACCUGCUACAAAUAAAGAAGUUACCGAUGACCAUUCUUUUGGAGAUUCAGUAAGAGAUUCUGGAAAAACAGAUAAUGACAGCUGGCUUUCUUCAGAAGAUGAAGAAUUAGAUUUCAGUCCCAAGAAACCACAGAAACCCAGUUUGGCUCAGAUAAUAAAUAUUUCUCAACAAUUCAAGAAAACCAUAUAUGAGAAAAGUAGUGUUAUCAGACCAGAACAUACAGCCAUUUCACAACAGAAUAAAUCAAAUUAUGAAGCUGAAGAUCUGAAUGAAUCCUUUCCUACGCCUUUGCUCCAAGUUCAAUCCUUACCUCGUCCUGUUCAGUCCUCACCUGACUCCUUUUCAAAAUGUCCCCAGAUGACUUCUAACUUGGACUCUAAGCAGGGAGAAUCUUCAGAGGAAGAUGAUGAGCAAGAAGAUGAUGAUGAAGAGGAGAAUCGAAAAAUUUCAGAUGUUGUCGAUAAAAAUUUGAUUUAUAAUGAGAGCUCUGAGAAACCCUCACAAGACGGUGGUGUUAAAAGGGCUGCAUUGACAUCAGGAAUGAACGGAGGAGAGGAAGAGAACGUUGCAGAAUCUCCAUGGGAUUCAGAGCCAAAGUUUGAUAAAGCAAACUUGGAACAUGAUGCUAAUCUUCAUCUUUUAAAAGGGAUGGAGACCAGAGAAAAGCAAAAAUCAGAUUUAAUGGAAGAACUUGGUUUAGACGGUGCAGAUGAUAUUGAAGAUGCUUCUGACUGGGAUUCUGCCAGCAUUUCACUGAAGAUUGUUCCCUCUGCUAAACCCUUGAACUUAUUGAUGGGAGAAGGUGCAUCUCCACUACAAUUAGCAACAAGAGAUGAUGCAACCAAAACUCCUGUUACAGUGAGAGCAGAAUUCUCUGAUGUUCGAAUAAUAAGUGCUUCAGAAGAUCAGCAAUGUAAUAAACAAAAGGGCAUCAAAGAAUUUGAAAGAGAUCAGAAACAGGAUAAAAGUGUAAUAGACAUACCCAACUCUAUUGAAAAACCAUCACCUGAAAAUCAGACUGACAUGGCAGAGAUUUCAUAUUCUUGUGAUGACAAGAAAACUGAAGCAGUCGUUCACAAUGAGGAAUCUAAUGAUAAAGACGCUCAUUUUAAUUCAACACUGUGGGAAGAAAGAUAUGAAAAAAUGUGGGUUGCAAAUGAAAAAAGGGAAGUCAAAACAAAUUUUAAGAGCGUUACAGCAGAACUAAAGCAGAUAUUUGGUGAAACGAAUGUAAAUGAGAAAAUAUGUAAUACUGCUGUGGAACGAAGAUCGCAAGAUGGCUUCUGUGGUGUAUUAGAAGGCAUAAAAGAAUUGCCAUCACCUCAUCUGUCUAAAGCUACUGUUGGUGUACAAGGAAAGGGUGAUAUUGGAGAAUCAGUGCCUGUUAUUACAGAAAUGGAAUUCAGUAUUGAAAACUCCAUUUUAUAUUCUCAAAAUUCCAUUUCUCAGAAGCUUCUUUUUAAACUGAGUGAAAAUGGGAACCAAAACAUUGAGCAUCGUUGGAACACAGUUGAUGAGGUACUGUCUAAUAAUGCAGGAAGUACCAAUAUAUGUGAAGAAAGGAGUGACAAUAUAUUUGAACACUUGGAAACAUAUGAGGGUGUGAAGACUUCAGCUCCAAUAAAAUGUCCUAAUCAUUCACCAUUGCAUAGUUCUAAAGAUAUUGUUUCAGAUGCAACUUUUAAAACUGCACAUCUCAAACAACUGAUCAUGACAGACAAUACAAACAUACAUUUUGAUGUAGCAAAAAAUACGAGUCAUGAUACUCUACACCAUUUUAAAAAUGGUGUUAGCAGGGGUAAAAAUACUGAUACUGAGAUUGGAAAUGAAGUGAGGAACUCUGAACAAGCCUUCCAUCAAACAUCAAAAAAAGAACUGGAUGAAGAACUGAAACGUGAUGUAGCAAGAUUUAAGAAUGAGGUAGGAAUGCUGCAGAAAGUGUUCCUGACUUUGGAGAAUGAAAAAGCUCAGCUACAAAAAGAGGUUGAAGAGGAAAAAAGAAAGCAGAAAUGGGAGGAAGUGGAGGCCGCUGGAAAAAAAGAAACUGCAAAUAUUGAAAAAAAGUUGACUGUGAAUAUUGUACAGAAGAUGGAGCAAAACCCCUUGGAAAAUGAAAAACAACAUAUUAAAAUAGACGGUGAAAUAGCAGAAGAAAGCCAAGUAAUGGACAUAAUUUCCUCAGCAGAUAGAAAGAGGUUAAUUCCAGUAUCUUUUAAGGAGAAAAAUCUAAUUGCUAAGGUGAAAGAUGUUGGGAAAAGUGAAAAUAAAAGUUGGCUUUCAACGCAAAGAACGAGUCAGGAGAUCACUGAAAAUCUACAUCAGCUGCAGGAUGAUAGCAGUUUAAGUGAAGCAUCUAUGAAAGAAGAGAGACAUUCAGCCAGAGCUGUGAGUGAAAAGAAUAAGAUCUAUAGAGCAAUGCGUAUUAUCAAUGAUUUUGAUGACUUAACUCAGUCUUCAGAUACAGCUACAGAGGAUAUUGAAUUUCCUACUUUAGUCUACAAAGAUGCUAUGAUGUUGAUAGAACAACUUAGUUUGGAUAGUAAAGCAGAUUCUGUGAGUCUUCUGAAAAUUCAAAAUAUCUUUCAUGAAUAUGAAAGCUUGAUAGAACAUGAAAGGGGACAUUCUAUUCAUCUCCAAGAAAAAGUAAAAAAAAAUGAGAAUGAGAAAAAAGAGCAGCAGAGAAUACUGGAAGAUAUGAGAGAAAUGAAAUCCACACUGGAUCAUCAAAAAGUUGAGCGGGAAAGUAUUAUCAGCAGUCUCAAAUUUUCUUUGAAACAAGAAGAAGAAAAAAAGAUGGGUGCAGAAAGGUUGUACGAGGAAAGCCAAGAACAGUUAAGGCAGAAAGAGCAGCAGUACUGUAAACAGAUGGAAGAAAAACAACAGCUUGAGUUAAUGCUAAGAAAUCUGGAAAUGGAGUUGAGAACGCUGAAAAACCACCUGAAACAGAUUGAAGAAGAACGCAAUGAAGCACAGCGUCAGCUUUCUCAGGAACAGAAUGCUAGAGCUCUGCAAGAGAGUAUUUUGAAUACCCAGCUCUGGAGGCAGAAGGAAUUAACAGAAUUGAAAAAAACAGCAACUAUACAACCAGAGAUGACUGAUAAUCAUGACCAAGAAAAGGAACUGUUAAAUAAAAAUCAAAUACUCCAAGAUGAGAUUGAUGUUUUGAGAUUAGAGCUUGACCGCAUAAGGGCUCGGCACCAGGAGGAAGAAGCCAGAUAUUUAGAAGAAAAUGAAGCUUUGAAAGAAAAAACAGAAGAACUUAGAAAAGAGCUGAAACUGAAUGAAGAGGCUUUGACUCAAACAGUUUUUCAGUACAAUGCACAAAUAAAUGUAUCAAAAACAGAAAUUGCAAUCCUAACAUCCAAAUUAGAGCAUCUCAAAGAAAAUAAAGAAAGAUUGGAGAUAGAACUUGACUCAUUUCGUUCCCGCUUGAGUUCUGCUGUUCAGGAACUUGAACGAUGUCAAAUAUCUAAAAAUGAACUUGAACGAACACUGCAACGAGAGUGUGAUGAUUGGGUUCGCUUAAAAGACAAAUUGAAUCACGAUCUCUGCCAUUUACGGGAAACAAACAAUGGCAUGUCUCAGCAGCUAAGUAAAGCUGAAAGUAAAGCUAAUAGUCUUGAAAAUGAACUUCACCGUGUAACACAUAGUCUUAGAGAAAAGAGCUUGCAACUGGAAAGUAUUCAAAGGGAUUUAAGUCAGGCACAGUGUCAGGUGAAAGAACUUGAAAAUACACGGCAAGGUGACAAGGAUCAAAUGAACAAAUAUAUUGUAAAGCAAGAAACUAUGCAGGAACGAUUGGCACAGCUCCAAAGUGAAAAUCUUCUACUCCGCCAGCAAUUUGAAGACUUUCAAAACAAGGGUAUUAUCAAAGAAAAAGUAGUGAGUGAUGUCCAAGAUCGAUUCAAUGAUAUUUUCAGUAAACUGAGAGCUGAUACUGAAAAGCAAGUGCAGAUGAAGGAAGAGAUAAAUAAGGAAUUAAUUACAAAAUGCAAUCAUUUAAAGGAGCAAGUCAUAAAAUAUGAAGCAGAAAAAGUUGAUAGAGAGAGUUCAGUAAGGCACCUUCAGCAAGAACUUGCAGAUUCUUUUAAAAAACAGUCUAUGUCAGAAGCUUCACUGGAAGUGUCUACGCGUUACCGUAUUGACCUAGAAGAGGAUAAGCAACAGCUUCAAAAGGAAUUAGACAGGAUAAAAUCCAAGCUGCAAGAGUCAGAAGAUCAGUAUCUUCAGUCUGAAAGACGCAUCCAUGACUUAAGAAAUGCUUUGGAUGCAAAAGAACAUGAAGCAAAUGUGGCAUCUCAAAAAUUGCAAGAUCUCUUAGUAGCAUCAUCAGGAACAAGUAAUGCUAUAAAACAAUUAGAAGACCAUAUACAGAGACUUGAAAUUGAAAACGCCAGGUUGGAAGCAACAACCACUCAACAAGCUAGUAGAAUUGAGAUACUUCAGAAGGAUCUGCAGAAUAGUGCCUCAGUUCACAGUCGUCUUGAGGAACUAAUUAAUGGCUUACAAAUAGCAAAAAUCAAUUUAGAGGAGCAACUAAACCACCAGGUCCAGAAGCAAGCCAUAUGCUCAGUAAAUGCACAAGGUACUCACAAUAUGUGGGAAGAAGAACUGAAGUCAAAAUCAAAACUUGGAGUUCGCCUUUCUGAGCUUGAUAGAGAAAAGACUGAGGUAAUGGCUCAGUUGGAGCAUGAAAAGAAAAAAGUGAAGAAGUUAGUAGAAUUAAAACGAUUGGUGGAAAUACGGUUAGAGGAAGAAAUGAAGAGAAACCGAGAAUUACAAAAAGAAUGUAGUGGAGUCAGAAAGCUUCUUAAAACAACUAAAAAGAAGCUAAAAGAAUAUGAGAGUGGAGACAGUUCAUCUCAAACUAGUUUUCAUGGAGCAACAAAGAACAGAUACUCAGAAAGUGACACUGAAAUUGAAAAAUUAAGAACAAAGGUGGAGAUUGAGUCAACAAGAUGUGCACAGUUAGAAUCUACAAAUCAUGAACUACGUGAACAGUUAUCUUCUAUGAAAUUACUGGAGAAAACCAAAACGCAACUAGAAGAAGAUAUAUCUAACCUCAAAUGCCAUGUACAGGGCAGUGUGAUAGACCUCAACCAAAUGGAGCAGUACAAGAGAGAUGUUGAAGAGCGAGCUAGGCAAGAAAUAAGACAAAAACUAGAAGAAGUCAAUGUGUUUUUGCAGACACAGGCAGCCUCACAAGAAACAAUGGAACAAAUAAGAGCUAAUAAUUAUGCUUCCUUGAGAAAUCAGCUGGAAAACAGAAUAAAAGAUCUAGAAUCUGAGCUGGCCAAACUGAGAAACAGACAGCAAGACAACGUCUUACAAAAAGAGUCUGUGCGUUCAGAAUUGGAAAGAUAUAAAGGACUGUACUCCGAAGAACUAAAAAUGAGAAAGUCUUUUGGAAGUAAAUUGGAUCGAGCUAAUGAGAAAUUGGCAGAAGCCAGCACCAAGCUCUUACAUGAGCGUCACAGGAGCAAGUCUUUACUUGCUAACAGCUUUAUAAGUGGAAGUCUUUCUUCAAGUCCUGUCUUGGAAACAGUUCAGCUGGGAAAUCUUAGCAGCAACUUAGCACUGAAUAGACCUCUUAGCCUUGGAGGUGCAUUCAUGAACCCAACUGGAAGUGUAGUGUCCUCAAAAACCAGAGUGGAAGCUUACCUGGCAAAGAUGCGGACAGAACUAGAAAAAAAUAUCUCCAAGGAAUUAGAACAAGCUACUGUUGAACUUGAUGCUGGAUCUGUUAGAGUUUCCCCUAUAGGAUCAAUUGACGAAUCAUCAAAACAAGAUCAAGUAUCCAAGGCCACACAGGAGUAUCUAGAUGUUUUAAAGAAAAACUACAUGAUUUGAGUAAACUGAAAGAAGCUUGUAGAGGAGACUUGUUAUAUAACUUUAUGAUGUUGAAUACAUAAAAUGUGAAUUUUUAUAGUUUUAAUUUUAUUAUAAAUUAUAAAUAUAUCAGACAUGUUGUACUUGUAUCUGGAAAAAUACUGUAUAGCCAUAUAGUUUCUUCUUUCAUUUGUGAUGAAAGCUGAAUUUUUUAGUGAAUACACACAAUGUUUUUCAACCAUUGACUAAGGCUGUAAUCCAAUACACACUUACCUAGGAGUGGGUCCCAUUGAACCCAAUAGAGCUUAAUUCUGAGUAGAAAUGUAUUGGAUUGUAGCCUAAGAUGUCUGAGGAUGAUGGAAGUUGUAAUCCAGCAUUAUCUGGGGACCCCAGUUUGAAGAACACUGCACUAGCCUGAAUAUGUUUUACAGAACUGCCCAUGUUAUCUUCUAUUACAGGUAGAUUUAAAACCAAAGCAUUUCCUGAAAUGUUUGGCAUAAUUUGCUACCUGGAAUUUUGUAUUAGAUUGAUAUGCUGAUCAGUAAGAGUUAAAAUAUUGUAGUUUUUAUUGGAUUUGUACUUUGUCAAGUAAUAGUUAAAAAUACUUGUGUGACACAUUUACCUUGUGCCCACUUCUGUACUCUGUACACUUUCCUACUUUUGUCACAAGUAUUUUUGUAUAGUUUAGGACUGCACCAUCAGGCAUUCAACAUUAGUGACUUUACCUGCAGUAUUUAAAUGUUCUAUGCUGGCAGUAAUGCCAGGAGACUUGACAUUUGUAUUUUUAAACAGUACAUAAAAUGCAUUGAAAUAUUUAAUUGAAUAAAACUGGUU
This is a messenger RNA of Rhineura floridana, 7835 nucleotides long. It is a transcript of the gene ANKRD26, whose product is annotated as ankyrin repeat domain containing 26. The coding region runs from base 255 to 7022 and encodes 2255 amino acids. Lineage: Eukaryota; Metazoa; Chordata; Lepidosauria; Squamata; Rhineuridae. The transcript is spliced from 37 exons. The record is from RefSeq and is a predicted model, not a curated record. Gene Ontology annotation, molecular function: protein binding.